UGCGCGAGGUGGGCGCUCGGGGCGCCAGGUGAGUCUGCAGUCUGCAGCCGCCUCUGCCACCAGUCGCCUGCCGACCAGCCCGCCGUCCGGCCGCCUCGCUGCAUCUGGCCCAGGUAGCAUUCCUACUCACCCAUAAGUUUGCCAGAACAGCUAUGGAACGCAAGCUUCUCCUCUUUGUGGCAGCCACAGUGCUAUUUACGGCUGCCGUAGUGGCCGAGGUAGAGAAGUGUGGUGAUGAACCAGGCAAGUCAACAAUAGAAAACUGUGGUCCGACAUUCCACAACAAAUGUUUCUGUGGAACAACUUGCUACCUCAACAAAUGGUAUUAUGUUGUUAAUUGUACAAACACAGGAUUUACGGAUACAUCAGUUCUUGCUAAUCUUCCACCUGAGAUAGAGGUACUGGUUUUCAAUGGAAAUAAAAUAAGAGAACUACCAUGGAAUGUGUUUGGAAGAUUAAACAACUACACAAAACUGCAAGUAGUUGACAUGUCAAAUAAUGGACUACAAGUUAUUCGUGGGAAAUCAUAUCAUCGAGUCAGUAAUGUCCAGCUACUCAUUCUGAACCAUAAUGAACUAAAUAUUUCUUCAGAUGGUACUGGGAAAGAAAAUUAUCACCAUCCUCGAAUAUUUUCUAAUUUUGAACAUCUUAUGGAACUGCAUCUUACUGAUGCAUUUGCUGAUAACACACCAGAAGGUCUCGCUGAAGAUUUGCAUGAUAUAUUUGUCAAAAGUAAUUUGACACAUCUCAUUAAGUUACAUCUUGAACAAAACGAAAUCCACAGAUUUAAGGAUCCAAAAGUAUUUUGUGAUCUCCCUGCACUGAUGGACUUGCAUCUUGGUGACAAUAAACUGAAAGAUCUUGAUUUUAAUAUUGAAUGUUUACCUAACCUACGUUUCAUUGAUCUGGAAAAAAAUGACAUAUCAGUACUUGACAGCAAACAGCUUGAUAAAUUGGAUAUUUUACCCGCUCGAAACCAAAGCCUGCUUGUCGAUCUUGGUGGAAACCCUUUCACAUGUGAUUGUCGAAUAACAGAUUUUUACAGAUGGUUACAAAACACGCAUGUGGCAGUAAGGAAUAAAGGAUCUCUUCAGUGUCAUUCAGGACUGCCAGAGAGUAAUGCAGGACAAAUUGUUUCUUCACUUCGUCAGAUACAGUGUCCGCCAGAAGAAGCAGCAAGUUCACAACAUCAUGUUAUUCCCAUACUUGUCAGCUUUCUGGUUUGUUUAAUACUUAUAUUUUGUGGAGUUGUUCUUUAUAUGAACUGGUUUAUGAUUAAGAGUCAUGUGACACCUAUUUUAGACAGCAUCUCAAGGAAAGUGCAGUACACAUCUAUUGGUAAACAAGAAGAGCAGGAAAUGGAUGUGUGAUUUUUUGCCGUUAAAACUGACAAAUAACCUUUGUCUGUAUUUAAAACUGCAGUAGGUUCUUUUUAUUUAUUUAUUAUUUUGUUUGAAGCAUAGAGAGCUUAUUGUUUCGGAUUAUGCAUUUAAAGUGUUGUCUGCUCUGUCAUAGUUGACAUGUUUACACAUGUGAGUAAUUCUUCUCUACUUUUAUAUGAAUGUGUGUUUUUUGACUGAUGAAAUUCUUGCUGUAGAAUAUAAAGAAUGGCACUGCAGAUUGUUCUCAAUGCUAAACACAUUUUCUUUGUACUUAACAGUUAUUGCUUUGAUUUAUUCCUUUCAGUUUAAUCAGACAAAUUUAAGAACACUUUUGACCCAUACAGAUACCUGGUUGUACUAACCCACGUGACAUUUUGAUGUAUAAAACUUAACGCGUGUAAAAGUAAAACAUAACAAAUACAUAAGAGCUAAUGACAGUCACAAAUUAUCUACUUGGUGAUGCAUAAGAAAAAAGGUUCACAGUGGUGUUUGAUGAUUUGGCUGAAGUUAAUAAAAGGCUCAAACAAAAGUACAUCAUGCAAGAAGUUCUAUAAUAGAAGGUGCUAUGUGUCACAGGUGAUAUCUCAAUGUUAAUGAAUUAUCUUGUUGGGAUCAAUGUUGACUGUAAUAAUCUUGUCUCUAAAUGUGGCGCCAAUACAAAAGCAAAUUUUAGUAUUGAAUGUUCCAUGUUACAGCUGCACAACCUGACUUUUGCAAGAAUUACCAGCAGAAAGUUAUUGUUAAUAUUGUUAUUAUAUUGUACUAUUUAUGCAUAAACACAUUUUAGUUAAUACACAAAAUUACCAUCUUCAUUGCUGUGCAAGAUUUGUGCAGAAGAAGAUGAUUGUUAUCCCAUCCAACAGAAAUCACUGUGAUUAUUUUAAUUAAGAAAAUGUUGACUUGCGGAUAUUUGGUAUUAUCGUUUUAGUUAGUAAGUUAGUUACACAUUCCAUUGAUUAAAUUUUGUGGCAACUUACUUUGAUGUGGUGAGUGUUAAUAAGCUUACAAAUAAGACAAAUUUAUGAGUAAAUUAGCUACAUAGUUGAUGUUACUUAAUUGGAUUUCUAAUUUUAUUUGAAGCAACAACAAUGUAGAUUAAAACAUAACUUAUCCACCAGUAGAUACUAUCCAAUCAAAUAUUUAACUACAGGGUACAAGGAGUUGCCAAUGAGAAAUGAUUUAAACUGUGUUGACUGUAUGAUAAAACCUUGGGAGAUGGUAAAGUGUUUUUAUGGUUACAUAAUGUACUCUUUUCUGUGCAAGAGUAAGGUCAAGUUGUGGAUGAUGUAGGCUGUUUUCGUCUCUGAUGUUAUGUUUAUGAAUGCUAAGUUACUUUAGUUAUUUUCAAAUUGUGACUGGUUCUUCACAACCAGCUUUACAAAAGAUGGUUGGUUGGUUGGGGGCGAGACCAAACAGCGAGGUUAUCGGUCUACAAAAGAUGAAAUAUGCAACUGUUCUUAGGAUGCAUAGAUUUUUAAACAGUUGCCUUCAUGGGAUUCAAAGUGGACACCACAUAUUAUCCUUAAAUCACAUAUGCACAACUCAGAAGUAGCAUCAUGCUCAAGAAGUGUUAGCCUAAUAAUUCACUCUGGUUGAUAAAAAGAACUAUCAAGGCAUAUUGUUAGAGAGAUUGCCUAAGAUUGUACCCAUUACUUACAUGUAUUCUAUAUGUGAAGCUGCGUGUUUUAAUGGAGUUGUAAAUGAAAAACCAAAAGAUAUAUAAUGCAUUGUCGUGACCCAUAUAGCUUGCCAUAAGUACAGAACUGUCAAGAACUACUAAUUGAGAUUCUCACAGACAGUUGGAUGUGGCUCUUUGAGAUAAUAAUUGACAUAGUAAAAUGUAGAUAAAUCACUGGUUGAAUGAAAAGCUUCAAAUUAUAUCCUGAAGCAAGUAUGUCUGAGUAUGAAGAAGAAGAAAUAAAGCAGACUGAAAAAUGUAUAAAAGCUUUAUGAAUAUUCUUUGUAAAUUUUCUAGUAAUAAAGACCAAUUAUUAACUCA
This is a messenger RNA of Schistocerca piceifrons (Central American locust), 3381 nucleotides long. RefSeq names its product phospholipase A2 inhibitor beta. The transcript has 3 exons. Gene Ontology annotation, cellular component: membrane. The record is from RefSeq and is a predicted model, not a curated record. NCBI's taxonomy places the organism in Eukaryota, Metazoa, Arthropoda, Insecta, Orthoptera, Acrididae. Gene Ontology annotation, molecular function: protein binding. Bases 153 to 1370 code for a protein of 405 amino acids.